AUGGAGGAAGACGUAACGGCUGAUCUGCAGACAGCGGUACUUUUUGUGUUGAGCUUUCUUGGACUGAUUUCUAAUGGAUUCAUAUUUUUGUUGCUGUACAAAAAACGAAAUAUGAGAACUUUCUCCAACAGAUUCGUUCUUAGUCUGACGUCUAGUCACCUUUUGCAAUGCAUUUUCAUCAUUCCUACCAUGAUGGUUUCCAUUCAGGGUUGGACAGUUGACAAGAUCUGGUGCAAGUUCACAGCUUCGCUCACAGUAUGUCUGAAUCUGGCAUCGGUUUUAUCCAUCUUGCUCAUAGCCGUUGACCGUAACUGUGCUGUCAACAGUCCACUGCACUACACUAUCACUAUCACAAAACGUCGAACGGGCCUGCUCAUCGGGACCAUCUGGCUCGUAGCCAUGCUGUUCUCACUGCCAGUCCUCGUCGGCGUCAUUGAAAUUAGUCAAGUUUGCUUGCCUGUGAAAGGGCACAGAAUAGCCAAACUUCUGUACAGUUUAACUACUACUUUUGUAGGUUUCCUUAUACCCUUGCUCAGUGUGUCUUGUCUGUAUUUCGCAAUGUUCAGAGCUGCUGAAACUAAUAAUGCAAGAACAAGAAGGAACAGUUCUAAUAGCAGUGUAUCAAAUGACGUAAUAGUGAACCUCAAACCAGCCAAAAAACUUGGUGUUAAUGAAUAUAGUCUGAGAAGGAAUUAUUCUUCUGAUCACGUGGACCCUAAUGAGCAUGCUUGUUGUUUCAUUGGCAAACACAAAGCAGCAGUGACGGGUUUGUUAGUAGUCAUGUCUUUCAUUGUCUGCUGGCUACCUUUUUUUCUGACUUUGGUAUCUGAAGCAUUUCUUUCCCUUCCAGAAGGAGUUUGGUUUGGUUCUAGCAUAGCUGCAUUUUCAUCGUGCAUCAUCAAUCCUUACUUGUACUUUUUCCGCAACAAAAAUACAUGGAAACAAGCAAAGAAAUUAAUAGGGCGCACAUUUUCUCGAAACGAUCAGAUAAUUACUAACAAGAAGGCUAAGCAGACUAAAAUAGAUAUGUUGCCUUGUGUUUUCUCGCUUCCUAAUUCCAUUAGCCAAACUGUUCUGACAUCUCCAAAGCCUCUUCAGAACAGUUUCUCAAACCAUUCAAGCCCCGGUGAUAUGGGACCAAGAUCAGUUGUAAUCGGUUCAAGCCACUGCACAAAAAUAGGAAUUUUUUCCGUCGAUCCUGUGAAACCUCUCUUGCAUCAAGAUUCGUCAUCCAGCAACGAUAGUAGUGAUAUGUGUUUGACUAUUGUGAUGAUGGGAAGUGGCUUCAGCAUUGAUGAAGAUUCCACCCUCUGGUACCAGCCCCUUCAAACCCAGUACAGUGAAGAGUCUAUGACAGAAAUUCCAUUAGAUGGAAAUGAUGUGGUUUAG
Molecule: messenger RNA, 1389 nt
Organism: Stegodyphus dumicola
Lineage: Eukaryota; Metazoa; Arthropoda; Arachnida; Araneae; Eresidae
Product: 5-hydroxytryptamine receptor 1F-like
Biological process (GO): G protein-coupled receptor signaling pathway
Cellular component (GO): membrane
Molecular function (GO): G protein-coupled receptor activity
Source: RefSeq, a predicted model, not a curated record